Molecule: messenger RNA, 1149 nt
Organism: Rhincodon typus (whale shark)
Lineage: Eukaryota; Metazoa; Chordata; Chondrichthyes; Orectolobiformes; Rhincodontidae
Gene: grpr
Product: gastrin-releasing peptide receptor
Exons: 3
Coding region: 1-1149 (382 amino acids)
Biological process (GO): G protein-coupled receptor signaling pathway
Cellular component (GO): membrane
Molecular function (GO): G protein-coupled peptide receptor activity
Source: RefSeq, a predicted model, not a curated record
AUGACUGAAGACAACUUCUCACAGUUGAACUGGGAGUUGACCCAGUCGCUCAAUGGUAGCAGCCCGGAGGCUGAACCCGACCCUAGCUCGGGUUUGCCCUUUCUGUACGCCGUGCCCGCCGUCUACGGGCUCAUCAUCGUGAUCGGGCUGGUCGGCAACGUGACCCUCAUCAAGAUCUUCUGCACGGUGAAGUCCAUGAGAAACGUGCCGAACAUCUUUAUCACCAGCCUGGCUCUGGGCGACCUGCUCCUGCUACUGACCUGCGCUCCCGUGGACGCCAGCAAGUACGUGGCCACCGAGUGGCUCUUCGGCCGGGUGGGCUGCAAGUUGAUCCCCUUCAUCCAGCUCACCUCGGUGGGGGUGUCAGUGUUCACCCUGACAGCGCUCAGUGCAGACAGGUAUAAAGCUAUCGUCAGACCCAUGGACAUCCAGAAGACCAAUGCCCUGAUGAAAAUCUGUGUGAAAGCGGCCCUCAUCUGGGUGUUUUCCAUGCUACUGGCUAUUCCUGAUGCAGUAUUUUCUGAUCUGCACUCCUUUUAUGACCCACAUAUCAAUAAAACGUUUAAGGCGUGUGCCCCAUACCCACAUGGUGAUGAGCUGCACCCUAAAAUCCACUCCACAGCAUCCUUUCUGAUUCUCUACAUCAUCCCACUCUUCAUCAUAUCUGUGUACUAUUUCCACAUUGCCAAAAACUUGAUCAGGAGUGCUUACAACAUUCCAGCAGAGGGCAAUCAGCAUAUUUUGAGACAGAUGGAAUCCAGGAAAAGACUUGCAAAGACAGUGCUGGUGUUUGUGGGUUUCUUCGCCGUGAGCUGGCUCCCCAGCCACAUCAUUUAUCUAUACCGUUCCUACCAUUACAGGCAGGUGGACACCUCCUUAGCACAUUUGGUUGGCAGCAUCUGUGCCAGGAUUCUUGCCUUCAGCAACUCGUGUGUUAACCCCUUCGCUCUCUACCUGCUGAGCAAGACCUUCCGAAAGCAAUUCAACAACAAUCUGUUCUGCUGCAGGAGCCACCUCCUCAUACGUUCGACCAGCAUGGGCAGGAGUACCACAGCUUCGCGGAUGACAUCACUCAAAAGCACGAACCAUUCCGUGGCAAGCUUCAGCCUCAUCAAUGGGAACUUUGUUCAGCGGGAAGGUUACGUAUAG